Molecule: messenger RNA, 4859 nt
Organism: Cygnus olor (mute swan)
Lineage: Eukaryota; Metazoa; Chordata; Aves; Anseriformes; Anatidae
Gene: GPR17
Product: G protein-coupled receptor 17
Exons: 2
Coding region: 1544-2578 (344 amino acids)
Biological process (GO): phospholipase C-activating G protein-coupled receptor signaling pathway; positive regulation of Rho protein signal transduction
Cellular component (GO): membrane
Molecular function (GO): G protein-coupled receptor activity
Source: RefSeq, a predicted model, not a curated record
CAUGGCAAAUGUAACUGUUUCUAUCUCUUGUUCUAAAACAUAUUAUACGUACAGCCCUGAACAGGCAGAUAAGCCAAAUUUGUGGUAGCAAAACUUGGGGAAAGGCAUAAAAGGGACUUUGGUAAAGGCUGAAGGAAUCCACCAGUUUUAUCUCAAUUGCUUAGAAGCUCAGAGAAGAAACUGUUCAGUUUAUUUGCCUACUGCUCUAGCAGCAAUGCUGCAGGCUGGGAAGAAUUUAUGGUAAAACAAAAAUGAGAGAGGAAUGAGUUCUGCUGGCUUCACGAUCACAAAACAGAGAAUCCUGUUUAAUUCCUUUCACAAUAUCACUAUGAGAAACUCUGAGAUUUACAGGUCAUUCUCAACAGACACAGACAAAAGGAAAAGUUCAAACAGAAAGGGUGGAUUUAUGGCUGAGAUGGUGGGUUCAUUGCGGGGCCCCUUUCAAAAUUCUGGUAUGAUGAAUCACUUACCCUUAGAUCUGUAAAAUGGGGAUAAGGAUACAACACAGAUGUUGUUGUGAGACGUCAAACAUUUAUGACCCUCAGCUGGCAGGCGCCUGUCUAAGUGCUAAGUAUCAUUAUUAUUCUCUCCAAAUCUGAGCCCUCCUGUCAGCAAGAGUUUCUCUCCAGGGCUGGAACUACUGUCUGCCCAGACGGAGUCCAGAAAAAGCAGACAGCAUCCCAUUAUAAGGAAACAUGCAGCUGUGCUCAUCUCAGCAUAAAGGCAUCAAUUUUAUUCGGCACUGUCAAAUGGAGAGUAAUUAUAUGGGGCAGGACAUAGGGACCCUGAAGCAAGUGUCCUGAAAGAGCCCCCUCUCAUUCAGCUGAAUAAGGUGCCUUCACCCAUUUGCACUGAUAAACCAUUAUCAACCCCUCCUCAUUCACAAACCCUCUCAGCCGCCCCAUAGACCCUCCUCUAUUGCAAGCAAAGGGAAGUGUUGGACAGGCUGAGCUGUUACCAUAGCAGCCACCCCUCUCCCUCUCCCUCUCUGCACUCCCACCAUUAUGGAAUUAUCCCAUUCUGAAAUGUCCUGUUGUGUCUAUUAAUACCCGACUUCCCCCAAACAAUGCUUCUCUCCACCCUCCUAAAAUAAUCAGGGGACUCCAAGAAGUCUGUGUUGAAGGCUGGGAAUUCAGUAGUAGCCAUUGUAGCUACCACAGUAGCACCAUGAACACUGGAAUAUUCAUACAGUAUAUUCAUAUCUGUAACAGCAGCAGCAAACCCCAUGCCAAGGGCUCAGCUGGGAAGAAGACUGCACUUCAGUGCAGGGGUGUCCUCUCCCCUGCUCUGUUGUGUGACUGAGCUGAUAACGCACUAUCAGAGCUAGAAGGACACUAUAUAGAGGGGCUCCCUUCUCCACCCUCAGCAACUCUGCAACUGUGGGCUCUUUUUGGAUUGUCUCCUUGUUUCACCGCUGCUGCUGCUUUUUGGUUUGCUGCCAUCAGGAGUUCCCUGAGAUUUUCCCCAGAAGGACCCUAUACUCCACCCAUAGGACUGCACUGUAAAGAGGUUUUUCUUUUGUACUUCAAAACUGUGGUGAAAAAUGAAUGGCCCAGCAGAUCCCUCAAGCCUACUUUUCAACUGCUCAAAUCAAUCAAACUUCUCUUUGGAAGCUUCAGAGCAAUGUGGCAAAGAGACACACCUCGAGAACAUACUUUUUGCCACUUUCUACUUCCUAGACUUCAUCUUGGCUUUUGUUGGCAACGCCCUGGCUCUUUGGCUUUUCAUCCGGGACCAGAAGUCUGGCACACCUGCCAACGUUUUCCUGAUGCAUCUUGCUGUGGCAGACCUGUCAUUUGUGCUGGUGCUUCCCACCCGCCUGGUGUACCAUUUUUCUGGUAAUCAUUGGCCAUUUGGUGAGAUCCCUUGCAGACUCACUGGCUUCCUUUUUUACCUCAACAUGUAUGCCAGUAUCUACUUCCUCAUGUGCAUCAGCGUUGACCGUUUCCUAGCCAUUGUGCAUCCUGUGAAGUCCAUCAAGCUUCGCAGGUCCCUUUAUGCCCAUCUGGCAUGUGCCUUUCUAUGGGUCAUAGUUGGUGUUGCAAUGGCACCUCUGCUGCUCAGCGUGCAGACAGCAGAGAUGAACAACACAACCAUCUGCCUGCAGCUCUACAGAGAAAAGGCAUCACGUCAUGCUCUUGUGUCCUUAGCAGUUGCAUUCACCUUCCCAUUUGUUACCACAGUGACCUGCUACUUACUAAUCAUCAGGAGCCUGAAGAGUGGGAACAGAGUUGAGACACACCUGAAGGAAAAAGCUAUCAAAAUGAUCAUCAUGGUCCUAAUGAUCUUUAUGAUCUGCUUUGUACCUUAUCAUGUCAACCGCUACAUUUAUAUUCUCCAUUACAACGGGACCAAAACUUCCUGUGAAACACAGCGCAUUCUAGCACUCAGUAACCGUAUCACUUCCUGCCUCACGAGUCUGAAUGGUGCCUUUGACCCAGUCAUGUACUUUUUUGUAGCUGAGAAAUUCCGUGAUGCUUUGUGCAACCUGUUUUGUGGUAAAAAGACUGUAAUAUUGCAUCAAACGUAUGAGGGUAAGACAAAUGAAAGCUCGCUAAGUGCUAAAUCUGAACUGUGACUUUUACCACUGCUUCAACAUGAGAACACUCUGUUCCACCAAAAUCAGCAGAGAGUGCAGAUAUGCAGCAUGACAGUCUACCCAAAGUGAAACUCACUCCUGAGGAGGGAAGUUCCAUCAUUUUAAUGGAACUAGAAUUAGUAAGAACCCCUCUGACAACUGAGAUCACAUGCUCCUGUCUUAGCGAAACUGCAAACACAAGUACAGUCCUACUGAUUUCCAAGAUGUGAAACUCAUGGCUGAACACUUAGGAAUAAGGAAGGGAACAAAGAGGCUGUUAAAUGGACAGCUUCUUUUUUCAAAAGGACUUAAUUCCCAAAGCAUUCAGCAAGGACUCUUCCUAUGCACAAUGCAUACAGCCUACUUUGGAAUUGUACCAGCAGUAGAGACCCAUUCCUGAGGUAGAUCUGCCUGAAGAGAGAGUGUGCUUGCACAUUUUGUUCAAGUUGCAAAUUCAAAGUGUUUAUACAUCACAGACAGAAAACUGAUGCUAAGUCAUAGCAAGAAAAAAAGCAAAAUACUGCAACGCUCCCAACCAGGACUGGAAUUCAGAUAGUACUCACAAUUUUUUAACUGCUUCCCAGCAUUCAGAGUUGGAGAUGAGCUCUAAGCUUCACACUACUACUUCUAUCUACCCUCUGCCAUGGCCCCAUGGCUUCAGACAGAGGCCAGACAACAUUCACUACACCUUAUCUUUUACGUAGUUCCAUGCAAAACAUCAGAUGUCUUGAUAACACUCAAACUGAAGAAUGGAAGAGGGCAGUUUAGGAACACAGCAUUCAUCUUUACUACAUACUGUGAACUUCUGUCUUAAAAAAUGGUGAAGGUGAAGAAAAGCAAAUAUAGGAAAAAACAAUAGAAUCAUUUAGGUAGGAAAAGACCUUCGAGAUCAAGUCCAACCACCAACCUGACCUACCGACUCUCAUCACAAAAGCAUGUCCCUUAGCGCCACAUCCACAUGCCUCUUAAAUACCUCCAGUGUACUGAAGUCCCACUUGCCCAAAGCAGAUCCUUACCUUUGAGAUGUUUUACAUUUAUUUAAUUUCUGCAAUUUAUCUAGCAAGACUAUUUAUUCACUGCAGAUAAAGUAGGGAUUACCUUAACUACCCUCACUGAUAUAAACUGCAUCCAGUGGAAUAUGUCUGGGAAUGACAAACACACCAGGCAAGACCAGGUACAAUGAGAAAGUGGAAAAAGGACCCAAGAGUUUCCGAUAGUAUUUACUAGCAGAAAGCUUCUAUGCUAUAGUGAUAAAUGUUAGCGGAAAUGAUGAUAGGUGAAUUAUAUUUUGGACAAACACAUACCUAGCCGCACACAUCCCUCUUCUAUGCUUUUAGGAAAAAGCUACUUACCAUUUUAGGUUUGGUCCAUAAAUUAUGAAAUCAAACCUACUUUUUCUUUCUUGAAUUGUUUCAAUCCUAGCUGCUUUCCUAAAAACACCCAGGAACUCUCCUAGGUGCUACGACAACAGCACAAAUUCUAACAAGCUAAAGUGUCAAAACAAAAUCUAUUACGCCCAGCUCUAAAAAUUAAGGCACAGAAGUUGCAUGCAGGAUUGGACAGAAAAGCGAUUGAGACGGCUUCCCAUUGCACAGGAUACAAAUACAGAACCUUUACUUCCCCACCAUUCAGCUAGUGAAAAUAUAAACUCCAGGAAACUAGUAAGCUUUGUUCAAGACAUAUGACAGCCAGAAAUUAACUGUGAAUUGUGCAACACUGGGUGUUAUUUGCUAGAGAGUUUUGUUUUCUUAUGAUUUGUUUUUGUACAAGCUUCUUUCUAUGUUUUUAGUUUCUUACCUCUAAAUUAAACGCAUUAAUCAACCUUAGGACCCAUUUUUAUGUUUCUGUAUUUGUAAAAUGAAUGGUUUCUGAAGACCAGUGGAAUCUUAUGCUGAAUAUGCUUUGAUGUAAUCCUCAUGUUAUUCUCUUGGACUUUUGCUAUGCCUUGAUUUGCUGCUCUGCAGCUUACUUGACAAAUAGCCUACCCAGCAUCACAUAAUCCCUUUUUCUCACUUGCUACCUGGCCUUUUGCCUAUAAUCCCUUUCUUUUCCAGAGCCUAUCCACUCACUACUAAAAUUUGAAUUUCUGCUUUCUAUGCAUUUCAUUGAAUGAAGAACACUAUUCUUCAUUCCAUUUCCCAUCUCCUAACAGGCUACUCCUUAUAGCUUCUCCUCUACCUUUCCAAGCUUUACCUCCCAGUAUACAGUCAACCGACCACUCUCCACAUCUCACUACUGUAUUGAUAACAUAGUGACACAACUUCCAGAGCUCCUGCUCUAU